This is a messenger RNA of Daucus carota subsp. sativus, 1587 nucleotides long. RefSeq names its product lipid phosphate phosphatase delta. Bases 166 to 1392 code for a protein of 408 amino acids. The record is from RefSeq and is a predicted model, not a curated record. Lineage: Eukaryota; Viridiplantae; Streptophyta; Magnoliopsida; Apiales; Apiaceae. Gene Ontology annotation, molecular function: sphingosine-1-phosphate phosphatase activity. Gene Ontology annotation, cellular component: endoplasmic reticulum membrane. The transcript has 8 exons.
AAACAAUACACACACAGAAAGAGUCGCAGACUCACAGUUGAUCUUCCCCUCCAUUUGCCCCAAGUAAACACGAUGAUGUUAGUCGCUACUAAUUUUCUAUAAACCCUUUUGUUAAUUGUCUCUGCUAAUUACUUUGUCUGGUCAAAAAGAGCCAAGAAAGAGGCAAUGGAGAGCAUGAUCCCCGGAGGGCAGAUGACAAUUUUGUGCGGAAUUAUUACAUGGAUUUAUUUUUCUUCCCUUUUUAAUCUCACCCAAAAGCUCCGAUCUUUCAUUCAGCCCUGGGUUUCUAAGCGCGUCCGCUCUGAAACUCGCAUUAUUUUUGAAAUUCAGAAGCACCAACAUGGGGUUUUGGAUGCUUUGUUUUCAGGCUUGUCUUGUGUUGUUUCCGUGCCUUUUUACACUGCUUUUCUUCCCUUGCUUUUCUGGAGCGGGCAUGGCAAAUUGGCUAGACAAAUGACCCUUUUGAUGGCUUUUUGUGAUUAUAUGGGAAAUUGUGUUAAGGAUAUGGUAUCAGCUCCUAGGCCAGAUUCACCUCCUGUCAGGAGAGUUACAGCUACCAAAGAUGAGAAGGAAAAUGCAUUAGAAUAUGGAUUGCCUUCUUCUCAUACUCUAAACACCGUCUGCUUAUCAGGGUACCUCCUGCAUUAUGUUCUGUUGUACAUUGAAAGUAAAGAUGCUGCCAUUCAAAUUGCUGGAUUCGCAAUUGUUUUCCUGUUUGUAGGCCUCAUUGGUUAUGGCAGAAUCUACCUGGGGAUGCACAGCUUGAUCGAUGUUAUAAGUGGCCUUGUUCUUGGAUUGAUAACACUGACAUUCUGGAUCCUUGUUCAUGAAUACAUUGAUAUUUUUCUUGUUUCAGGACAAAAUGUCAUAUCAUUUUGGUCUGCACUUACUUUCUUGUUGCUCUUUGCAUAUCCGAAACCAGAGAGUCCAACUCCAAGUUUUGAGUAUCAUACAGCCUUCAGCGGUGUGACCCUGGGAAUUGUAGCUGGGGUCCAUCAAACUUACCAUCAGUUUCACCAUGACAAUGUUCCCCGCAUCUUUACUUAUCAGCUCUCAGUUCCUAUGUAUAUAGGAAGAGUUUUUGUAGGAAUUUCUACUAUACUACUCGUCAAGUUCUGUAGCAAGACUAUAGCAAAAUGGGCUCUCCCGAUAUCGGCAAAUGCCUUGGGCAUCCCGAUUCGAUCAACUAACUACAUCCCUGCUCUAGUUUGUUCAUCAACAGGCAAAAAGUCGGCUGAAGCAAAACAGUCUGGUUAUCUUCAAAAGCUCUUAUUUUUCGUCAAUCAGGACACUUUUGAUGUUGACACUGGUAUCAGGCUCUUUCAGUAUGCUGGUCUUGCCUGGUCUGUAGUAGACCUUGUUCCUUCUCUUUUCUCCCACCUAAGAUUAUAGUAGUUCACUUAGUUAUUGUAUUAUAUUAUACAUAUAUUCUCAGUUUUUAUUUCCCUCUUUCGGCCUGCCUUUGCUUGGUGCUAUCAUGUCAAUUUUGGACCACUGUAUAUAUAUAUUAGCAAACCUCUCCCGUUUGUAUAUAAUUAUGCAGCAUUGUACUCAGGUCAAUGGCAGAAUGAAGAAUUCAAUUAAUUC